UCCUUUUCCAAAUAUCGCAAUAUUGAUAACAAUGCACACCUCUGUUACAAAUAAGUCAUCGCUAUGUGGUUUCAGUUACGCCUUUCCUCGAUAACGUGAACAUAGCACAUAUUCUUGAUCUCCGUAUACUAUCACAUCAACUUCCGAUCAACAAUGUGUACCACAAAUGCACUCACCCCUUUGCACACCAUCGCUAUACAAUCCAGCAAAGUAAAGGUCAUAACGUGGACAGUGAAUUUUGACCGUAAGUCGAUUCAGGAAUGCGUUGAAUCUGUAGAAUCGGAACAGUUUCGCUUCUCGGGUAUUAUGUGGAAAAUGUGUUUGGACAUCGCGACACCAACGAAAUACACCGGAAUUAAGUGCUACCUGAAGGUGACGGACUGCAGCUAUCCAGCGGAUGUUGGACAUAUCAUUUUAGCUUUGGAUUCCUCUGGAGACAUAGUGUGUUCCUGGGGUAAGCGUCCCAAGAAAGAUGCCGAAUCAGGAAAAAGUGUGUCCAGUGCUGAUGAUAUUGUCAAAACAUUUGAGUUGCCCAGUAGGGUAAUUUCCGAUGGUUUCUUAACGUUGUGUUGUCAAUUGAUACCAGAUGAGGUAUACUUUGAAAAGCAAUUGAAAAUGCUAGAACAAGAACAAUCGACUGACGUUGUCAUCUCAUUUGGAAAGAAACAUUUGAAAGCACACAAUUUCAUGUUGGCCGCCCACAGUCAUACCUUCAAUGAUAUGUUGAAUACGGAGAAGCAGGAAAGCCAACUCAAAUUGACAGAUUUCGAUUAUGAAGUCGUCAAAGAAAUGCUUACCUUCAUCUAUACUAAACGAUUGCCGAAUUUGGAAAAGCUCGCGGUGGGUUUGCUGAGGAUUGACGAUAAGUACAACAUAAAAGGGCUGAGGGAGCGAUGCGAAGAAUCGUUCUGUGAAAGUAUUUCAACCAACAAUGCGAUCAGGUUGCAAGCCCUUGCCGAGCAUCACAAUCUUAGCCAACUGAAAGACAGAGUCAGAGUUUUCAUCGAAUGCAAUUUAAAGGCCGUUCAAGAGUCCGUUGACUGGAAGACUUUGAUGCAGAAGUGUUAUUCGGACUUGAUAAUAAGAAAUUGUGUGCAAAAUUUCGACCGUACCGAAAAAGAAGGCCAACCGGCAAGUAAAAAGCCUAAACUUCCAAAGGAUAGAAAUACAACCUUGACAUUCAAAUCGAAUAUGGGGAAAUUCUAUUGAAAAUAUAAAUUUAUGUACGUGAGCCAAUUUAUUUGAAAGGAUCAGCAUGUACCUUAAAUUCAAAUCAAUAUAUUUUUAAUCAUUUUUAUUUUUGAUAAUAUAUUUGAAGAUUACCAUUAAGAAAAGCUCAAAGCGAGAUUCAUUGUAUACAACCAUACAAUCAAUAAAAUCAAUGCAUCGCUUAUGUAAAAAGAAAAUCGA
Aedes albopictus (Asian tiger mosquito) is the source of this 1410-nucleotide messenger RNA. RefSeq lists its product as uncharacterized. Gene Ontology annotation, cellular component: cytoplasm; nucleus. The coding region runs from base 154 to 1209 and encodes 351 amino acids. The transcript is spliced from 2 exons. NCBI's taxonomy places the organism in Eukaryota, Metazoa, Arthropoda, Insecta, Diptera, Culicidae. Gene Ontology annotation, molecular function: ubiquitin protein ligase binding. The record is from RefSeq and is a predicted model, not a curated record. Gene Ontology annotation, biological process: proteasome-mediated ubiquitin-dependent protein catabolic process; regulation of proteolysis.